Molecule: messenger RNA, 2652 nt
Organism: Lingula anatina
Lineage: Eukaryota; Metazoa; Brachiopoda; Lingulata; Lingulida; Lingulidae
Source: RefSeq, a predicted model, not a curated record
CGCCGCUGUCUCACAAAAGGCAAGCAGACCCCGGAAGAGACUCUUUGUGUACCUGCUUUCAUACAUUGAUUUCCAUGUACAGCUUUACUAGUGACGUUGGUCUUUCCGUCCACCUGAAAUCCCACAUUUUGACCCACAUUUCCCUGUUAUUCAGUAAAAAAACUGGGUUUCCAAUAGCCUCAGUAGAGCCAUUCCAUUAGCUGACAAACGCAGUGACGACCGUUCUGCUUGACGCAGACAUAAAUUAGGAUAGGACCUAGGACCCCAACUCGCUCAUUUCUCUUAAUGCUCUGCGAGGUUUGCAUGUUUCAUUCCAAAUUUUGACAAUUGAGCAGAUCAGCACCAAUCGCCAUGUUCAGACGGUUCAGAAGAGAGAGGGAUGAGCCACCUGAUGGCGCUAUUCGCAAGCUGGGCUUUAACGAGGAUGGCUGUGUAGCCCUUGGAGAAACUGUUUCAUUUCCUGUCACAUUUGCUGUGUUUCUCAAAUCAAAAACUGAAAUAACUCACGAGAUGAUGCUGAAAUCGUUACAGGCCGUCACCCGAAAACACCCACUAUUGAGAGUUAAAGUUAUCAAAAAUAGCGCCGGUUACAGGUACUACGUCCCCAUCGACAACUGGGAAGGUUGUCUCAACUUGACAACGAGAAAAGCAACAGAUUGGCAUCAAAUUGCAGCAGAAGCUGGUGACAAGAAAAUCGAUGCAUCAGCCGGUCCUCUUUGGUUUGCAGAUUUGUUGGAAAUGGAGGAGUUGGAAGGAACGGAAGACAAGAAGUCCUACGUUCUUAUAAUGGUUUUCAACCAUGCCAUUUUGGAUGGCAAAAGCGGUGUGUUCGUCAUGAAUGACAUCGUACGAAAUCUGAAUUUAGCAGUAGAUGGCUGUGUCGACCAAGAUGAGGCAGAGAUAUUACCGAUAGCGCCAUGCAUGGAAGAGGCUUUGCCGCCAGAGAUUCAGUUGGGGUUUUUCGGCUUUCUCAAAUUGCUUUUUGUAAUAGCCAAAUUAAUGCGGAGGGGAGUAAAUGAGUAUAUGAAACAGUAUCCAGCUCGUGUCCAAAGAGAACCUGACGUGAAAAUCGGGACUUAUUUUUAUGAUUUUUCUAUUCCAAUGGCGCCCCUCCUAGAGCGAUGUAGGGCUGAGAAGGUCACGGUGCAAGGGGCAGUCACAGCUGCAGCCUAUAUUGCACUUCUUCACGUCAUAAGAGCGAAGAACCCUGAAAUCACAAAAAUCAAGAUGGGCUCCAACUACAUAGCUGACUACAGGCGAUUUUGCAGGCCGGUUUUGGCUCCCGAUUUCAUGGGGUUUCAUGCAGUGGCAUCGCUAUUAAACCCCGUUGAAGUGACGAGCAACGUGUCAGACCCCUCAUACUUCUGGUCCAUCGCACGACGAGUUACAACGGAGAUCCACGAAUACAUCGGCGACCAAACCAGACCUAUUCAGAUGCUUCGACUAGCUAGCCGCCUAGUGAGCUACGAGAGUUUGGGAAAGAAAAUGCCGGCACAGAGAGCUCGCGGAGAGAGAGCUGCCGAUGCUUUUGGGGUGUCCAAUAUUGGCAACGUGGAUCCAAUAAUGACCGCCGGUCAACCAGGGUCCAGCGUGGAGGUCACCAAGGUUUUGUGGGGUACCAACGGAGCCAAUAUUUGCCCACCUUUCAUGCACUUUCUGAUGUCGGUGAGGGGGAAACUGGUGUGGACCCUGAAUUGGUACUCGAACAUCUCCACUGAGGAAGAGGCCGAAGCGUAUGCUAAAGAAAUUCAAGAGGUCUUGAAUCGCGCCAUUCUUUAGCCACAGUUUAGGUGCUCGUGGGAUGAUUGGCGUCGCAUGCACCAAAUAAUGACAUAGCGGUUACACCAUUUGUGACACAUCCUGGUUUUCGUUGCACCGUAUGCACGAUUUCCAGGAAGAAUGUAGCAUAUCUAAAGAAGCAAGUUUCCUGUUGACUGUUGUUUUAAAUUUGGAGGAGUCCGCCAACUAAUGUGAUUUCUCAAUUUCUGUAGCAUGAAAAGACUGAAAAAGGUCCACAUAAACAAGAAAUGUAAGAACGUUAACGUUAGACCAUUUGUGUCCUAAUCUCUGUCACAUUCUGAUUUUCUGAAGCACCAUAUUAAACCUCGAUUUUAGCAUAGCAGACGCACAUAUUUGAUAUUAGACAAAAUAUUGAUUUUUUUUUUUGUUUUUGUUUUUUCUGUGUUCUGGAUGACAGGAAUGAAGACAAGAUGGUAAACGACGUGACUGUAAUGUGCAUAGCCGCUGAAACCGACAACUCUGAGUCUCAGUUGGAAUGUAUGCUUGUAAUUUUAAUGUUAUACAGCGUACCCUCUACUUACCACCCAUGCAUGCGCUUACGUUGCCCCCUUUCCCAGUCCCUGCAAAGGAUAGCCCUUUCUAGAUCUCGAGGCUUUCAAUUUUAGCAUCGUUUUCUAAAAUUCCUUGUUUUUUAUUGAUUUUUUUUUCAAUCGGACAUGUCGUGAAGUCGAAACGGAAGAAAGUCGGCCUGUUCACUGUAUUGUUACUGCGUACGUACUUUACCUGUGACGAUGCGAUAUUCAGAGUUUGUCGAUGUUUUAAGCGCAAAUAAAUGAAUGUCUGUUAUGCUAUGAACAAAACAUUUUGUUAUCAUAUAUUGGAAAAGUCUUUAAAAAGUUUAUGUGUUCUGAU